CACAUGUUCUCCCAAUUUUAAUAUUUAUUUUUUUACUUUGAAAAAUUGCCUUAUUUUAUUUAAGUUUGAAUGUUAUUUCUCCUAUACUACUUUGCUUUAUUAAAUAACCAAUAAUAUUGUAAACGUCCAAUGAGAAAGAUGGCUAUUAUUAGAAAAUAUAUAGACAUUGGCGCCAAUUUAACCGAUGAAAUGUACCAAGGUGUUUAUCAUGGUUCUAAAAAACAUGCACCCGAUCUCGACAAAGUUCUUAAUCGUAGUUGGGCUGGCGGGAUGGAUAAAAUGAUCAUAACAGGCGGAAGUUUAUGUGAUAGCAAGAAAGCAAUAGAUUUAUCUCGCACAGAUUCAAGAUUAUUCUCUACCGUAGGAUGCCAUCCGACAAGAUGUACAGAAUUUGUACCCGAUCCAGACAAAUAUCUCGAUGGACUAAGAGAAUUGAUUGUAGCGAACAAAGAUAAAGUUGUAGCUAUUGGAGAGUGUGGGUUAGACUAUGAUCGCCUGCAUUUUUGUGAUAAAGAUGUUCAAAUUAAAUAUUUCGAGUUCCAAUUACAAUUAAGUAAACAAUUUAACUUACCACUCUUCUUGCACUGCCGUGCUGCUGCUGACGAUCUAGUGGACAUAUUGAGCAGAAAUAGAGAUAAAAUUGUAGGUGGAGUGGUACACUCAUUUGAUGGUACAGAGGAUGCCUUAAAUAAGAUUUUAGGCCUGGGGUUGUAUAUAGGUAUCAAUGGAUGUUCACUGAGAUCGAAGGAAAGUUUAGAAGUUGCCGCAAAAAUACCAAUAGAUCGGUUGAUGUUAGAAACCGACUGUCCUUGGUGUGAAGUGAAACCAACCCACCCUGGGUACAGACAUGUGAUGACAAAGUUCACAUCGGUGAAGAAAGAGAAAUAUGAUAUCGAAUCUAACAACCAAGUGAAAGGACGCAAUGAACCUGUUAAUAUUGUACAAGUCUUGGAAAUCUUAGCAACAAUACGGAAAGAAAAUAUAGACGAGUUGGCGAAGACUGUCUAUGAUAAUACCACCAAAUUAUUUUUUUCCAAUUAAUUUUGUUAAAUAAUA
Achroia grisella is the source of this 1056-nucleotide messenger RNA. RefSeq names its product deoxyribonuclease TATDN1. The transcript is spliced from 6 exons. The coding region runs from base 130 to 1041 and encodes 303 amino acids. Gene Ontology annotation, cellular component: cytosol. The record is from RefSeq and is a predicted model, not a curated record. NCBI's taxonomy places the organism in Eukaryota, Metazoa, Arthropoda, Insecta, Lepidoptera, Pyralidae. Gene Ontology annotation, molecular function: 3'-5'-DNA exonuclease activity.